Cheilinus undulatus (humphead wrasse) is the source of this 7144-nucleotide messenger RNA. RefSeq names its product golgin A4 (gene golga4). The record is from RefSeq and is a predicted model, not a curated record. Gene Ontology annotation, biological process: Golgi vesicle transport. Gene Ontology annotation, cellular component: Golgi apparatus. Lineage: Eukaryota; Metazoa; Chordata; Actinopteri; Labriformes; Labridae. The coding region runs from base 140 to 6478 and encodes 2112 amino acids. The transcript has 25 exons. Gene Ontology annotation, molecular function: small GTPase binding.
GCGGUCACCUGCUGGAAAUCUGAAGCGAACAAGGAAGUCUAGCUCUGAAGAUUGGAUGUCAGGCUAAAGGAAAACAAAAUACAUCUCAGCAGUGUAGUAGUCUUCUGCCGUCAGCUGUUUGCUCCAUCGGCGUGACAAGAUGUUUAAAAAACUGAAGCAGAGGAUAAACGAGGAGCAGUCCCCACUGAGGAAUGCGCAGUCACCACAGCAGGCCCAGAUGGGCGGUGGAGAGCGGCGCAGUAGCCAGACUCCCCCCUUGCAUCAGGAUGGCUCACCGUUACCCAGUGACAGAGAGAUGCUGGCCGGGAUGAUAGCAGAGCCCGCUUUUCUCUCUGAGUAUACUAUCUUUGCUCUGGACCAUUCAAAACGACCCAAAACGGCCCAGGUAGCCAGUGUGAGUGCCUCUAAAGGACCGUCCCGAUCUCCCAGAGGAAGCAUCAACGGUGAUGGAAGUGCCUCUCCUCAUAGAGAGGAAACGCAGUCCUUUGCCCAGAAACUGCAGUUAAAAGUUCCCUCAAUGGAGUCGCUAAUUCGUGGCGGUGCCAGUCGAGCUGAAAAUCUCUUCCGCUCUCCCUCCAAAGACAAUCUGACCCGAAGCUCCUCACGUGACUCGCUGACACCUGUAGGAGAAAAUGACUCACCUGGCGUCCCCACAUACGAUCCACCAUCAGAUAUUGAGAGUGAAGCUGAGGAGCCUCCAGGAACUGCAGAGUCUCUCACCAAAGAGCAGCUUUUGCACCGGCUGCUUCGAGUGGAGAGGAGCCUCGGGAAAUACAGGGGGAAGUACUCAGAGCUUGUUACUGCGUACCGAACAGUGCAACGAGACAAAGAGAAAACCCAGGUCAUCCUCAGUCAGAGUCAAGAUAAAGCUCUGCGCAGGAUAGGAGAGCUGCGGGAGGAGCUUCAAAUGGACCAGCAGGCCAAGAAACACCUGCAGGACGAGUUUGAUGCUGCUCUAGAGGAGAAAGACCAGAUGAUCACUGUGCUUCAGACACAGGUUGCUCUGUUGAAAAAACGAAUGAAGGCAGUCUCUGACGGUGCAGUGCCACCUGAGGGUGAUGCACAGCAAUCUGAGGAUGCUUCAGACUCUUCUUCGACACAAAGUCCAUCAAAGGAGGAAGGAGUAGAGUCAGAAGCCACUGAGGGAGAGGGCAACAGUGAUCCAGCCAAAGUCAUGGAGGCUCUGCAGAAAAGAGUGAAGCGGCAGGAAAACCUUCUGCAGAAAUGCAAAGAAGUGAUGCGCACACACAAAGAGCGGAGCGCCCAGCUGGGAACUGAGAAUGAAACUCUGCAGGAGCAGCUGCAGGAGAGACUGCAAGAGCUGGAGAAGAUGAAGGAGCUGCACACGACAGAAAAGACAAAGCUGAUCACUCAGCUGCGUGAUGCUAAGAAUCUCAUCGAGCAGUUGGAGCAGGACAAGGGAAUGGUCAUCGCUGAGACAAAGCGGCAGAUGCAUGAGACUCUGGAAAUGAAAGAGGAGGAGGUCGCACAGCUCCGCUCCCGGCUCCAGCAGGCUACCGCCCAGAGGGAUGAAUUACAGGAACAGAAAGAAAAGGCUGAGAAAUCAGCAUUUGAAGAACUCGAGCGGGCGCUGGGUGUAGCUCAGAGGGCAGAGGAGGCCAAAAAACAGCUGCAGGUUCAGCUGGAGGAGCAAAUGAAGGAGUUAGAAAGGGCAAGUGAGGAGGAGAGGAAGACUCUGCAGCAGGAACUCACACGAGUCAAACAGGAGGUCGUCAUCAUCAUGAAGAAAUCAUCAGAGGAAACAGUUGCCAAUCUGGAAAAACUCCACACUGAAGCUUUGGCGGCGAAAGAGGAAGAGACAACUGCCAGAAUCAGCAAAGCUGUGGAGCAAUGCAAAGAGGAAUUUUUACAGUUGGGUAAGGAGCGAGAGCAGCAGGCGUCUCUGGCUCUCGAGGAUGUGGAGCUGCAGAAAAAUGCUCUGAGGACCGAAGCCGACAACAGGGUGAAAGAGAUACAAGUGGAGCUGGAAGCUGCAAAAACUAGGGUAAUGGAGCUUGAGAGCUCGCUGGAGAAAAUCUCACAGGAUGGCUCAAGUCUGUCCCAUGAACUUUCCAGUCAGCUGGCCGAGCUAAAGGAAAAACACAAAGAGCAAAUCUCUGCAUUAGAGGAAAAGCACCAUGAGCAGCUGGAAAAGCACAAGGGCACCCUAACCCAGCAGCAUAAUGCUGACCUUGAGGAGCUGAAGGAAAAACACAAAGCUGAAGUGGAGAGCCUUCUGAAAGAUAAAGAACUGCACUUCCAAGCACAUGUUGAAGACAUGAACCAGAAAACUUUGGAGAAACUGGAUGCAAAGCAGGCAGAGCUGGAGGCUGUUUCCGCUGAACUUUCUGAGGGUUUGAAGAAACAACAACUUCUGGAGGAGAAAUUGGUGGCAGCUGAAGAUUCUCACCAUUUAGCUCAACAGGAACAUGAGAAGAGGCUUCAAGAUCUGGAGGCAAAGCACAAUUUAGAGCUUGUGAAUAUUAAAAAGGAGCAUGAGCAGUCACUAGGAGGAGUAGAGAAAACUCUGAAGGAGGAACUCAAUGCCAUGAAGAUUGUUGUGAGGGAAAGGCAGAAGGAGACCGAAGACCUUAUGCUUAGAGAAAAAACACUACAAGAGGAAUCAAAUUCCACUGUGCAAGAAUUAAACCUUAAAGUUAAGCAAUUGGAAGAGCUGCAGCAAUGUUUAUCACAAGCCCAGCUGGACAAUGAGAGCCUAAAGGAAGCUAAUACACAAUUUAGUAACAUGUCAGAGGAUCUUCAUCGAUGUAGGAAGGAUUUGACAGAUAUACAGUGUCAGUUGGAAGAUGCAAGGAGUGAUUGUCAACAAAAGGAGAAGUCACUCCAAGAACUGGAACACCAGUUACAACAGAGCAGAAAUGAGCGCUCAGAGCUGGAGAAGACAUUCACUGCAGACCUGAACACUAAGCAGGAGGAACAAACACGCCUCCAGAAACAGCUGGACGAUGAAAAAGCUGCACAUGAGGAGAAAUUGAAAAACACUGUAACUGAGAUGGAAGCCAAGCUGAAAUCUCAGGAAACAAAAAUGGAAAAGUUUAAGCAAAGAGCCAAAGAAAUGCAGGAGAAUUUUAAGAAAAAGCUGCAACAAAAUGAAGACAACAUGAAGAAGGAGCUUGCAAAGAAGGACAAAGAGCUUCAGCAGAAAGAGCAGCAAGUGCAAGAGAAACUCGUAGAGAUGUCCCAGAAAAGCUCCCAAGGCCUCAGCAGCGCCAUGUCAGAGCUGCAGGCCAACCACAAAGGAGAACUGGAGAAGCUACAUGACUCACAUAAACAUGAGAUCGAGGAGCUGGAGCACCGCUGGAAAGAGAAGUUGGGACAGCAGGAGGAGGAAUUAACAGAGAAACAUUCACAUUUAUUACAGGAAAAGGCUCAGGAAGUGGAGGAAAUAUCUCAGCAACUAAACAGAAGCAAAGAGGAAAAUGAGCAAGUGUUGUGUGAAAUAAAGAACUUAAAGGAGGACCUGGCGAUCCGAGAAACCACCGUGCAGAAGCUGCAGGAAGAGCUGAACGAAGCAGCAGUCAAGCUUGAAAGUUUAUCUCAGGGUGAAGCGUUGCUUAAAGAGCAAAUGGAGUCAGUAGAGAGGAACCUUAACCAAUCUCUUAAUGAGAGAAACUCCCUCCAAGACUUGCUAAACACGACAAAGGAAGAGAGCAGAGAGAAGUUAAAGACCUUGGCAGAUAAACUGGAGGAGACGGAGAAACAGCUUGAGGCAGUGGAAAGCUCUAGAUGCAAAGAAAGUGAAGAGUUGCAGAUUAAAUUUAAGGAAACUGGCUCUCAACUACAAGCAAAGGAAGCAGAGUUACAGCAGCAGCUAAUAAUGAUCAGAAACCAAAUGCAGCAUCACUGCAAGGAGCUUGAGUCUAAGGUGGAUUCUGGAUCAGAUGAACUGUGUCAAAGAGUUGAAUGUAGGUUGAAUGAGCUGAGAGAUAAACUGAUCUGUAGUCAGAAGAAGGUGGGGCAUCUAAGAAACAUUAUCCUUGCUAAAGUAGAUAGAAUUUGCACUUUAGAGGAGAGUCUCCGCCAGCAGAUGGAGGAGAAUAAGAAUCUAUGCAUUUCUUUAGACCAGAUGACAGCUCAGGUAAACGCUCAUACCGAGCAAAUUAAAGCCUUAACACAAGAGAAGGAGAAUCUCUCUCAGUCUAUCAGUGAGAAAGUUCUCAAACUUGAGGAGCUGAGCGAAGCAAACAGUAUCAUAUCCAAAAGUAUGAAAACAAAUGAGUCUGAUAUCAGCAACUUAGAAAGCAUUAUCAGUGACUUGAAAAAUCAGCUAGCAAGUAGCAUCACAGAGAAGGAGGAAGCCAUAAAUCAGCUGAACCAGCAGUAUCAAGAGGAGAGGCGACAGGCCGCAGCUCAGAUGGAGGAGAACAUCGAGAGAUUAGAGCGUGAGAGAAAGUCUGCUCUAGAAGAGGCAGACACCCUCAAGAAGAGUCUGUCUGAGGCAGAGAUGAAGUUCACCCAGAGAGAAAACAUUGUCACAUCUCUGCAGACAAGACUCGAAGAGCUGGAGCGAGAAGUCUCUGCAAAAGAGGAAGCUCUGCAGAGACUGCGAGCGAAUAUCGACAAUCAGUCCAUCAGCAAGUCUGAGAUGGACCAGGUACUGAGUGAGAAGGAGCAGAAGGUCAGUGGACUCACCCUGGAGCUGGAGGGUUGCAUCAGUCGGCUUGGCGAGCUUCAGGAGCAGUUAGCCUUAAAGACAAAAGAGUGCGAACAACUCACAGCUGACCUUAAACAGCAACACAACAUCAGGGAGAGUGAGAAGAGAGAGCUAGUUGAGCAGCUGCAGCAAAGUCAGAUGCAGUGUACACAGAACGGCAAUGUGGAGCAAGAGAUGGUAGAAAAACUGCAUUCACUAGAAGAAGAGUCAAAGCACAAGCUUGAGAGUCAAAGGCAGGAAUUUGAGAAGAUGAAAGAUGAGAUCAUGAAGAGCAAAGAGGAGAGUCUGAAGGAAGCUGAAGAGAGGUUGACUGCAGAGAGCACUCGGAAAGUAUCAGAGCUGAAAAAGAAAGCAGAGCAGAAAAUCAGUCAGAUUAAAAAGCAGCUGAUGUCGCAGCUGGAGGAAAAAGAGCAGGCAAUCAAGGCUCUUCAGACUAGCCUGGAGGAGCUCAAGAGCAAUGAAACUUCAGGAAAACAACACACAGAAACAUUAGAAGAAAAAACAAAAACGCUCGAGGAUGCUCUCACCAAGCUUCAGGAGGAGCAGGAGAAACAGCUCGAACAGAUUCGGAGCGAUGAGCAGCUCCAGAGGGAAAAAUCUUUAGAGGAACUGAAAAACGAAUAUGAGGAGAAGCUGUCAUUGCUUCAAAGAGAUGCAGCACAGCAAGGAGAAGUCAAAGAAACCGAAGAAGCACUACAAAACAUCCAGGCGAAGCUAAAAGAAGCUGAGGAACAGAAUGGAAACCUUCUUGUAGAAAUAAAUCACCUAAAGGAGGAAAUAAGCCAGAAGGAUGCCCAGCUUGAUCAACAUCAGGAUGCAGUCAAGCUGGUCCAAAACUCAUCAGAAACAGAGAUGAUAGUGGAACAUAACAGCAUACAGCAGACCAAAAGCAUGAUGGAAAAUCAUGCUUCGAUACAAGAUGGGGAUGGAGAUGCCCUAGAGGCUCUCCAGGACAAACUGAGUCAAUUGAAGAACGAGAAAGAUAAAAUCCACAAAGACUUCACCAGGCUGCAGAAAGACAUGCGAUCUCUGAGGAAGGAGCACGAACAGGACCUCGACCACAUGAAGAAGGAGCUCUUAGAGGAGAGUGAGAAGAAGAUGAAACUGGAGUUGGAAGAUGUGGAAAUGAAGCACAAUUCUGCUAUCAAGCAAUUAAUGAGGGAGUUUAACACCCAAAUGGCCUUAAAGGAGAAGGAGCUUGAAACAGCAGUGAAGGAGGCCAUUGCAAAGGCCCAGAGUGUCGAAGCAGAGCUCAUCAGCAGCCACCGCGAUGAGGCAAGUCAGCUGAAAAAGCUGAUUGCCCAAAAGGAAGACGAUUUGCACAGAACUGUUCAAAAAUAUGAACAAGUCAUACAGAGUCGAGAGGAGGAGAUGGGAGGCCGAGUGUGGCAGGUCCAGAAAGAGCUGGAGGAGCUUCAAGGAAGGACUCAGGGCACGUCUGAGCUGAGCACAGAGGAACUCAAGGCUCAGCUGGCCGAGAAGACGACCCUGCUGAGCGAGGCUCGGCUGAAGGAGCAGGGCUUUGUGGAGCGAAUUCACUCGCUUGAGGACAAGAUUAAAUGUUUCCACCGGAGCACUGUUGUAACUCAUCUGGGGAGCACUUUCAAAGAUCCUGGUCUCACUGACGCGCUCUCAGAAGCCACAGAGAUCGAGUACCUGAGGAAGGUGCUGUUUGAAUACAUGAUGGGACGGGAAACAAAAACGAUGGCCAAAGUGAUUACCUCCAUGCUCAAGUUUCCUCCAGACCAGGCUCAAAAAGUUUUGGAGAGAGAAGACACAAAAGCUAUUCCUUGGUUACGAUGAGUGUCUGAAUAAUUCGGGUAUUUUUGGAUGAAAAUCUGCUGCUGCUACUGCUGCUGAAGGGGAAAACUGCCAUGGAUUCAUUACGCCCUUCUUUCUGCAUUUCUUAUCAUUUUAUGUGUGGGUGAGUGUGUGUGUGAGUGUGAAAGCACCAAUGGGGCAUAAGCGUGGUAUGUGUGUGUGUGUGGUGUAGUAUGUGUGACUAUAUCUAAAGGUAAGAGGGAAAUAUGCCAGAAACACAUCUUCCAUAAAUCAACAUUUUCUCCAGAGAUUUGUUAAUUUAUGUUUUAGAUUAAGUUAAAUUGUUUUGUUUUUAUCAGACGGUGUUGAUUCAGACUGGCUUUGUGCAAUAAAUGAUCUCCUUAUCGUGUGUUGAUGCUGACAGGUCAGUUGAUUUGUAGGUUUCUGUGUCGUGCUGUUCGUCUGAAUCACUUCCUGUGUAAAACUGUAAACGACCCUUUAACUGUGCACUCGCACCACGUUAACAUGGACCGGCCUCUGGACCUCGUUUGUGUAACACGGCUUUUCUAUGCUUUAUAUUUGUCACUGAAGCUGACAUAGAAACACAAGAAGAAACACACAAACUGUAAAUUGUAUUAUGGUAAUGAAACUGUACUAUAAGGCACUAUAUGACUUGCUAUACAUUUUCAGAAUAACAGAUUAAAUCUU